Messenger RNA from Tetrahymena thermophila SB210, 2832 nucleotides. RefSeq names its product transmembrane protein, putative. Gene Ontology annotation, biological process: reciprocal meiotic recombination. The record is from RefSeq and is a predicted model, not a curated record. Gene Ontology annotation, cellular component: nucleus. Lineage: Eukaryota; Ciliophora; Oligohymenophorea; Hymenostomatida; Tetrahymenidae. Gene Ontology annotation, molecular function: double-stranded DNA binding. The transcript is spliced from 2 exons.
AUGGAUAAAAUUGAUUUAUUUGGUAGUCAGAUAUUAUUAAGAUUUAAUGGCUAGCCAACUCAUAACACGAAGUUUGGCUCUAUUAUCACUUUAUCUAUAUUAACAAUACUAGGUUUACGUCUUUUCUUUAUAAUCAAAGAUGUGUUCCUGCGUACUAGCCCUUAAGUCAUUUUCUAAGAAAGACAAGUAGAUAAUCCAAGUGUUUUCGAAAUUACAAAUGAGAGUUUCUAAUUUGCAUUUGGCAUGUAAGAUGCUAAUUUUGAUCAUUAUAUAGAUGAGUCUAUAUAUAAUAUUCAAGUCACUCAGAGAACAAAAAAAAGUGUUCUCAAUUAAGCUACUAAUUAGUAUGAAGAUUAAUGGAUUGAUAGAGAUAUUAAAUUAGUAAGAUGCAGUCUUGAUAGUUUUCCUGAUCCAGCAACUAAAGAUAAAUUUGUACAGCUAAAGUACUAUAAUAUGUACUGUUUUCCAACUAAUGAAACUCUUUACAUUUAAGGAGAUUUCGGGUCUCCUGAAUAUUAAUUUUUAAGGUUAACCAUCACUCAGUGUCAAAAUUCAACAAAUUAAGUUUGUAAGGGACCUGAUGUCCUUAAGUCAUAUUUAAGAUCUGCUAAUUUCGCUUUGUAUUUUUCUGAUAUGUUUGUAGACCCCACUAAAAAAAAUGACCCUUUUUAAAAAUUUUACAGAGAUAUGUUCUAUACAACAAGUACUGUAGUACCCAAAGAUGUUAACUUUUAUUUAAGAAACAGCUAUAUCCAGAGCGAUUUUGGAUGGGUAUAGGAAGAUUUGGUGACCUUGCAUCAUCCUUAAUUCAGCUACACAGAUGUUAAUAUUGAGCCUUCAGAUUUUUAAGAUUAUUUCCUUUAAAUGAUCGUUAGAUUCGAAAAACAAAAAGAAAAUUUAUAUCUAAGAUAUUAUAAGAAUCUCAAUAACAUUAUUUCAGAAAUUGGUGGUUUUACUCAGAGUUUACUAGCCAUAGGAUUUUUGAUUUGCUCAAGGUUUUCUUAAUUAGAUUUAAAUAAAAACAUCAUUAACGAGGCAUUUAAUUUCAAGAAUAUCCCCUUAAGUUCUUUCUAUAAUUAAAGUGGUAAAAGAUCUCCAUAGAGCUCGUCUGAUGAUAACGAAUGUAAGAAAGAAGAUGAGAAGAUCCAAAAAAAUGUAGAUCGAAACUAAAAUAAUUCUAAUUUAAUUAACAUAUUCCCUAUUUCAAGUCCUUCUAAUUCAUAUAUGAAUUAAAAUUAUUAAUCAUCAGCUAUCGAUUUGUUUCCUAGUACAGCGAGGGGUAACUUAAAUCAUACGUAAAAUCUACAGAACGAAAUUUACUAGUAACAAUAACUUUAACAACCUCAAAUUUUUUCUCCCAGCAAAAUUCAAAGCUAGAUAAAUAAUUCUCAAUCCUCACCUUUAUCUAAAAAGUAAUACAAAGUCAAAAAUGCUCUAAAUGAAACAGGUUUAUCUAUGAAUGUAAACUAAUCUUCUUCUGCUAUGUUUGUAAAUGAACAAUAAUUUUUAACAAAUUUGAUCUAACAAAACUAAUACAAGGAAUAACAAAAACAGAAUUAGCAGGAUUAGUUAGCAUUCAUUUCUACAGAUCAUGAAAAAGUAAAGAAACAAUAGCAAAGACUUGAAGAGAAAGAGCAAAAAAUAAAAGAGUCCAUUUUCAAAAAAUUAAUGCAAAAAACAACUAGCCAUAUGAGCUUAGGUGUGUUUGAAUAUUUGAAAUUACUUAUUUGGCCAUUCGGGAAAUUAAAAGAAAAAAAGAAAGUUUUGGAUUUUAGUAUUGAUACACUUUACUAUCAUCUAGAUGUAAUGUAUGUUGUCAAAAAGCUUUUAGAAGUAGAUAAGUUAAAAUAGAUAUUAUUAGAUAAAGAUUAACUUAAGCUUUUUGAAUACAUCCCUAAGCCAACCAUAACUUCAAAUUAUGGCUUUACAGAGAAAGAAGAUGACCUGCAGAUAGAUAUUGAUACCUAAUACUAAGAUAAAAGAACUGAACUGCAAAAAGCACAAUAGGCUUUCAACGCUUAUCAAAAUAUAUCCAAUAAAGAACAUUAAAAUUUAUUAGAUAAUAGGAUAAUAGAACUGCUUGAUCCUAAGUUAUUAGAAUUAUUUGGAUCACCUUCAAAGAGAAGUAGCUUGAAUUUAAAUUAAUAAAACCUUAAUGGUACUACUAACAAUCAAUAAAUAAUUCUGUUAUAACAAUAACAUUCUUAAAGUUAAAUUUAAUUUGAAUAGUUAGAAUCAGCUAGGAAAUCUGAUAAUUUAUCACCUAAACUUCAAAAUGGGGUAUCUCACUAAAAUGCUAACAGCUUUUUAAAUUAAUAAUAAAAAAAUAUUCACUUUUUUAAAUCACAAAAUAAUCACGCUUAACAAAAAAAUAAUUCCAUCCAACAAUCACUAACUUCUUCUCAAUAAAAUUAAUAAUCCUCCCCAAAUUAAUAAAUUACUUCAUCAAAAGUAAAGUUAUAAAUUUAAUAAGAUAACACACACAAAAGGAAAAAGUCAAUUUCAAUAUAAGAAAUAUAAAACCAAUCGAUAAUCUAAGAAAAUAAUAUCAAUAAUAUUAGUAAAAUUAUAUAAUAAAGCUUUCCGAUCAGUAUGAUAGAAAAUAAUAACAACAACACCAACAAUCCAGAUUUGAAAGUUGAAUCUCAUAUUAGCAUAUCUGAAGAUAAUGCAGCUGCCAGUUAAAGGGAAGAAAUUGUAACUGAAGGCUAAGAAAAUGCUAGCGAAGGUGAAGAAAUUCAAAAGGAAUAAGCUAAUGACUUCAUUAUAAGUAAGACAACUAAAGAAAAUUAAGAAAAAUAAAGUUAAUAAAAAGACUUUUAAGAAUAGUGA